AUGGCUCCUCAGCUCAAGAUUGCCGCUAUUCAGGCCGAACCGGCAUGGAACGAUCUCGAAGGAGGAGUAACAAAGUCCAUCUCCCUGAUUGAGCAGGCUGCUAAGGAGGGUGCCAAUGUCGUUGGCUUUCCCGAGGUUUUCAUUCCUGGUUAUCCCUGGAGUAUCUGGGCCAAGUCUCCAACAGACAACGCUGCCUUCAUGGACGAGUACUUUAGAAACUCCCUUGAGAAGGAUUCGGAGGAGAUGCGGCGCAUCUGUGCUGCCGUCAAGGAGGCCGGAGUGUUUGUUGUGCUCGGCUACAGCGAGAGAUACAGAGGAACGCUUUACAUUGCUCAAUCCUUUAUUGAUGAGAACGGUGUUAUUGUGCACCAUCGUCGCAAGAUCAAGCCUACCCACGUCGAGCGCGCCUACUGGGGCGACGGUCAGGGAGAGUCUCUCCAGAGCGUGGUACCUAGCACAACCUUCCCCAGCGUGAAGGUCGGCGGUCUCAACUGCUGGGAGCACACCCAGACGCUGCUGCGGUACUAUGAGUACGAGCAGGACGUUGACUUGCACGUUGCCAGCUGGCCGCCGCUAUGGCCGUUCCCGACCACCAAAGACGGCGCCCCGCUGCCCGACUGGCCGGGCCACAUCACCGACGACAUCAGCCUGACCUUUUCCCAGAUCCUUGCGCUCGAAGGUGCAUGCUUCGUCAUGGUGUGCACCCAGGUGGUCAGCGAAGAGUCCAAGAAGCGCUGCCGGAUCGACGAGUUUCCCUACUCCACGAGCACGGCCGAGAGCGGUGGCGGCUUCAGCAUGAUUUACUCGCCGUUUGGCCAGGAGCUGGUCAAGCGCCUGCCUCCCGGCCAGGAGGGCAUCUUGUAUGCCGAUGUGGAUCUCUCGGAGAAGUUCAAGGCCAAGCAGAACCUUGACACCGUUGGACACUAUUGCCGCCCCGAUCAGCUGAGCCUGCGCGUCAACAAGUACCCGGCCAGGCCAGUGCACUAUGCCGCGGCUCCCUAA
Molecule: messenger RNA, 1002 nt
Organism: Pestalotiopsis fici W106-1
Lineage: Eukaryota; Fungi; Ascomycota; Sordariomycetes; Amphisphaeriales; Sporocadaceae
Exons: 3
Coding region: 1-1002 (333 amino acids)
Molecular function (GO): catalytic activity
Source: RefSeq, a predicted model, not a curated record